AUGCCCCGUCGCAACACUAUCAGGGCCGACGACCUCGAUUUUGAGAUCCACGUUGAUCCAUCGUGCUUAAGCGAUCCUAUGGACGAUAACGAAAACAAGGCCCCAGAGGAGCCAAAGGUGCAAGACGAAACCACCACCAACCAAGAGACUGAAUCCCUCAACACACAUAUUGAUAAAGAAGACCACGACCACUCGACGGCUGAAGCCAAGGUCGCUCCUACGACUGAAGCUACCGGAGAGGAUAAAUCUACCAUAAUCGAACAAGAAUCCGACCAAUCAGCUAUACCAGAAGCUGAAGCAAAGGUUGAACCAGCUUCAGAAUCUGACUACGAAUCAUCCGACUCGGACUCUGAAGUCGAAUCUGACCACGAAGCCGAACCUCAAGUUACUUUAGAAAAAGACACCGAAGAACCAAUUCAAGAGCCACUAGUUGAAGCAGACGAACCUACAUCUAAGGCUGAAAUCGACACCCUAGCCCCAGAGCCUUCAUUGGACGAUAUAGAAGAUAAGGACGACGAGGAACCUACCCCUGUCGAAGACGUCACGGUUGCUGAGGAUACUACUACCGAAGCUCCAAUUGAGGACACCUCUUCGGCAGAUAUUUCUACCGGCGAUAUUUCUGUCCAAGACGCUACCGCCGACGACCUCGACGACGACGACGAGCCUGUCGAGGAAGACAAGGACAAGUCUGCCGCCGAGUUUGAAGAAUCCAUCGCAGACAUUGAAGAGCGACAAUUUUCUGAAACAGAAUCAGAAAUAUCUGGGUCGAGACGUGUGUCUUCUGGUUCUUCCGGAUCCAGUUACUCAGACCGUCAAUCCACUCGCUCUGAAGCUAUUCAGGAAGUCGCCCGCGAUAUCGCCUCUCAGAUUGACAAUCACGAGAAGCAAGAAUCUCUGGACGACUACUCCGAAGUAGACGACGACAGUUAUAUAUCCCACGCCAAAACCAUCAGUGCGCGGCAAUCAAACGCCAACAUGGCUCGCUCGGUCAAGAGCGGUGUGGACGAAGGUGGUGAGAACAGCUCUCAUCACGAGCACGAAGACGACGUGUUUAGCGACCGCAGUCCUCGAAGCUCAGUGGGUUCCGUAUCCGAGGGCGAUCACCGCAAAGCCCAGGAUGCCAUGCACCGGAUGACCAGGUCCCCCCGUGUCUCGGGUAUCUCUGGCAUCUCUGGCUUCUCUGAAUACGACAGGGAAGACGAGGAUUUUAUCCCCACUAUUCGAGGUAACCCACGGCCCAUCUUCCGGUCACCUUCUUCCGUCAAGGCCAUGCAAAUGUCAUCGCCUCCAGGCUCAACAGUCGGCGGCUCUCCUCGCUCUGGUCGAAGGGCACCUCUCCCAAGCUCAUCUAGAAUGAGUUCUCCUCGCUUUUCAGAGCAGUAUUCGCCGAAGAGGACACCGCCUCGCUUCAAGAGAUCUACACCGCCACUUGUCCUUCUCCAUGUCACAUUACUUCCUCUUAGGUGGCCUUGGGGUGAAGUACUCGAGAACGCAGAUCCAGAGGAACUGAGCAAGGAAUGCAAGACAAUCAAAGAUGCUUGGCGCACACUCCAGAACCGGAUGGCAGAUACCACCGUUGAACGCGGUAUCCUCCUGCCUCAUCCUCAGAACGACUAUGAGGUUCUCGAGGAGCGGUUACUGGAGGCGCUUGAGCUUCCCUUGAGACGUCGUGCUCGCAUCCUCGAGUGCGGUCAUUAUCUCGGUCCUUCCAACAUGAUGACCAUUGAGGAUUCAGACUCUGAGAGCGACGAAGAUGAGGAGGAAGACGAAGAAGAAGCCGAGAGACGCAGGGAAAGUCGUCGCCAAUCACAACCCACACAUUGGUGCAAGACCUGUAAAUCCGACAUUCACUACGAAUCUCUUGGCCAGGGCAAAAUCUUCCGUGUCAAGGUAUACGCCAGCAACGGUUUGAUCCGUGGUGGUGCUUGGGAAGCUUGCUGGAAAGAGAUGGAGCGAGUUGAUGUUGAACUUGAGCCUCUUGUCGACGCAGUCUCCCAUCAUGAGCUUGUGCAACUGGAGGCUGAUCAGGAGAGGGACCUGGCUAUGAGAGAAGCUGAAGAGGAGGAGAGAUACGUCAGGCUGGAAGAGGAACGUAGGGAGUUCGAAUCCAGGGAGCGAGGACGCGUGUCUACGAGACGGGGAGAACCCCAUGGACCUAUUGAGGACCUCAGUAUGGAUGAGAGCCAUGCUGCCGAGCAAAGCAAAUCUUUUGAUGAUCUCGAGAAGGAUAUCGAUGAGCACCUCCAAGAAGAACGCGAAAGGAGUCUGGCAGCAUCAACUGGUGCGCGCUCGCCCGAUACUUCUCGCAUGGACGAACCAUCUGUUUCCCCCAAAGCAGAGUACCAAAAGAGAGACAAUGCUCCUCCAGCUUCAGAAAAUCAUAAUGGAGAUGCCCAGCGAUCCUUCAAGUCACAGCACGGCUCCGCCAAGGCAACGAAGGAUUCUCUCCCAGAGCUCUUGGCUGAGUCGGCCCGUGUCCUGAUGCAAGAUAAGAAAAACAUCCUGAUCGGCUUACUUAGCAUUCUCAUUGUACUCCUGGCUAUCCGAGGAGGCCCUGGAUCCCGACAAAGUCCUGACGCAUUCGAAUUUAUCAGGAAUGAAGAGGUCCCUACUAUUACAGUAACACAGGCAAUGGGCUUGGAGACUAUCAACCCUAUCGAGGAAGUCACUGCUUCUGUGGCUGCUGCUGUCGAGGAGGAGAGUGGUGUUGAGUCUGAUCUUCCUGAAGAGAGUGUCGUUGUUGAGGACACCCCUGCCACUGAGGAGGAGGAUGUUGCUGAGGAGGAUGGUGCCGAAGAGGAGCAAGUCAAGUCUAUUGACGACAGCUCCGCCCCUAGCGCCAUUGGCGAUGCUAUCCCUUCGCUUGAGGCACCUUCCUGUUCAGAGCGCAUUGUUCGUGUCGUGGAGACGGUUACUUCUGUCGAGACUGCGACUGUUUAUGCCGAGAGGCCUUCUAUCGAGACACAGGCUGCACAGGUUGUCAAUGAUGAAGAGGCUGAAGAGGACCAGGCCGAGAAUGAUGAGAAGGUUGUCGAGGAGCAGGCUCAGGAGAGUGUAGUAGCCGAAGCUGAGGUUGUUUCUGAGGAUUCUGAGGAUUCUAAGGAUUCUGAGGUCGAGGAGGCUUCCGCUGAACAGGAGUCUGUGGAAGAGGCACCCCCUUCCGAGGAGACUAUUCUUGUUUCUGAAGAAGAAGAAGCUAACACUGUCGAGGAGGUCGAGGAGGCUGAGGAGGCCGAUGAGGCCAAGGAGACCAAGGAAGAGCAAGAUGCCCAGGUGACUGCGCCACCUGCCAUUGAUUCUUUCAGUGAUCUCCAAGAUGAGACGCCUUCCAAGUCGGCCGCGCCAAAGGCUUGGUGGUUUGGUAAGGCCGCCCCUGAACAGACAGCGGGUGCUCUUGAAGAGGAGGAGAAGCAUGAGGAGCUUUGA
This is a messenger RNA of Fusarium pseudograminearum CS3096, 3426 nucleotides long. RefSeq lists its product as uncharacterized. Bases 1 to 3426 code for a protein of 1141 amino acids. The record is from RefSeq and is a predicted model, not a curated record. The transcript has a single exon. NCBI's taxonomy places the organism in Eukaryota, Fungi, Ascomycota, Sordariomycetes, Hypocreales, Nectriaceae.